CAAACCCUAAUAUUCUUUUCAUGAUGCAUAACAGAGAUUUUACAGAAGAAAAAAUACUGAAGAUGCCUGAUAUAGCUCCAGAUAGGUCCUUAGCAAGAGUUCUGCCCUCUUUGGGAAAACAUGAGUCUUCGAACUCUGGAGUUAACCACUCAAGAAAUAAUUCGAUGGUAAAUUAUAAAUAUUUGAGGAAGUCUUGAGAUUCAAAACGAAGGAAUCCGAAAGUGAUUAAAUCUGCUCAUUCGUAUAAAAGGUUUCCUAAGGAUUUCUUUCCGAAGGUGAGCUCUAGAGAUAGUUUUGAUCAGGACCAACUACCGGAAUUUGGAAAGCAGAUAAAACAUGACAUGAGCUCUAAGAACAGUAUCUUCAAAAAUAAAGUGCAUUACUUCAAAAGAACUCCGGAGAAACUAAGUUACAACAUAACCAAGAAGAAUCUUCGAUCUGCACAAAGAGGUCCAACUGAUGCCAAUCUUAAUAAAUUUACCUUCCAUUAUUCUCACGAUCGCAGAGAAUCUUGAGGAGAUAUUGGAGGAAGCUUCAAUGGAAUUAUUUAUGGUGGAUCAUCUCUUUCCAACAAAAGAUCAAACACAAACCAUGGCAGAAGGAGUCGGAAUGAUGGUCAGUUGAACUAUAACCAAUCCGAGAAUUUUGUUCAUCCCCAUAGAGCAGGACUCUCUAUGAUCUCGAUUUCUGACCUGAACAAAGGAACUUACAUUAAUAGCGUGAAAAAUAUUCCCAGUUUAGAUGAUAAGAUUGGCAUGAACAAUCUCAGAGAGAGCAAGAUUGAGCAAUCAAAUAAUAUGACAUAUGUUAAAAAUAUCAAAGUGCUACCAGAUAUAUCACUUGAUACAUCUAAUAGCCGCCAAGCGAUCCGGUGAAAUCCUCACCAGAUCUCUUCACAAGAAGUGAAAAUCAAGUCAAAGGAGAGAAGUAUCAGCAAAAGCCUGGAGAAAGGUGAAAAAUCAAAUGAUAGUUCAGAUAAUGACAUCUUUACCCGAUGUAGGACGCUAGAUGUCCAAAAUAAUUCUCAGGAAGCUAGAGAAGACUUAAACAACCUCAACAUUCCGCCAAUAAGGAACAUAAGAAUCCCUGAUAACAAAAAUACCAGCUUAAAUCCAAUCGAGAUCUCUAAUAAGAAAAUCUCAAACAAAAAGAACAGGAGUAAAUCCAGAAUCAAAGUACCAGACGUGUUCCACGAAAGGUCUGAAUCUAAGAAGAGGUUGAGAAUGAAGGUGAGCAGGUCAAAGAAGAAUCUAACAAAAAUGCUUAAGAAUAAACUUCCAAAAACAGAUGAUAAUCAAUUCACCCUCAGAUGCCCAACAGAGAGAAUGAAGAGAGAAGGACCAAAACUUGAGGUCGGUAAAUUCAAAGAAUACAAUAAUGCUGGUAAUCCUAACAAAGAAGAAACUAAUAAUGCUGAUUACUCAAGCAUCGAUCUUGAUCAAGAAUUACUUGGGACAAGUUAUUCUAAGAGUAAGCCUGAAAAUGGGAAAAGAAAUAACUAUUGUGAGGGAAAAGGAGAUGCAUAUCUUUCUCCAAACAUUAAUAGGAAGGAUUCCAUGUACUCGAGAAAAAUUACAGGAGCUACAGAAAAUACAAAGGCUGACUCUGUUUUCAAAAGAAGUGAAGUUAGCAACAAGCAAAUAAAGAGAGGAAAGCUUCAGCUUGGGUUUGAAAUAGAGUCAAUGCAGAGCUCAAACAUGUUCGUUACCAAGUCUGAAGAAGACGAGGAACAAAAGUGUCAAAAAGCUUCAGAGUCAAGCAUCGAUAAUAUUGAAACGGCUCCUCGGAUUGAAAAUGGAGACUCAAAUCCAACAUCGAAUAAUACCUCAGAACUGGAGAACAGUGAGUUAAAAGAAACAGCUGAUUUCUUCAGGCCAUCCUUGAAUGCUUCCCCAAGUAAAAGAUUUUCUUUCGGGCGAGAUAAAUGAGUGGCUAAGAACUAUAACGAAAAUAAAAACCGAAAUUUUAACCUGAAGUUAAAACUUCCCAAAGAGCAUCAGAAGCUUUCUCCAGAUAAGAAAUGAUCUAAAGUAGAUUUAAAGUACCCCGACACAUACCGAAACAUACUCCCUCCAUCAGCCAUAUCCCUUCAAGUUCCUUCAAGAAAUAUAAAUCUAUCAAAAUCAACAACUGAAACUAAAAGUUUCCUUAAAAGACUCCAAAAAACUAGGAAGAAGGAUGAUAAGCACCAGCUUAACCAGGACUGGAUAAAACUUAGUCCUCCUAAGAAAUGUCUGUAAAAUUUAGUUUUAAUUAAUUUUACAAAUUAGGUAAUUUUAGAGUUAGAUGAUGGAAUUAGGUGAUUUGGAGGUGUUUUAUGAGCAUAGAAUUGGAUUUUGGACCAGGAGGUUUUUAAUGGAAUAAGAAUAAGAUGUACCUGUGGAGGGUUGGAGUAUGAGAAGUGAAAGGGAGAGAUGAGAUAAGUGAAAGGGAGAUGGAAGAUGAGGUGAUGAGGUUGGAGGGAGAGGAAGGAAGUGGAGUUUUGGGAACAAAAUUUGGAAACAACUUGAUUAGUCAGAGGGUCUGUAUUUUAAAUCUACAAGAAAACACAAUACAUACAAUCCAAACAACCCAAAACUAAACUUUACCAUAUCUCUCAUCUCCUCAAAAUUCCUUUCUAACCCUUCUUUCUUUCUCUUACUCCUUUCACACCUCCUUUCUCCUUCCUCUCUUUCCUUCUAUCCCCUCUCUUCUCCUUUUUCUUUCCUUUCAAAAUCCUAAAAAUUCAUCUUAUGUCUCUUAGUCUCGCUAAUUUUUA
This is a messenger RNA of Moneuplotes crassus, 2758 nucleotides long. The record is from the annotation of a GenBank genome assembly. Lineage: Eukaryota; Ciliophora; Spirotrichea; Euplotida; Euplotidae.